This is a messenger RNA of Mollisia scopiformis, 1453 nucleotides long. Its product is annotated as RAI1-like protein. The record is from RefSeq and is a predicted model, not a curated record. Gene Ontology annotation, biological process: NAD-cap decapping; nuclear-transcribed mRNA catabolic process. NCBI's taxonomy places the organism in Eukaryota, Fungi, Ascomycota, Leotiomycetes, Helotiales, Mollisiaceae. Gene Ontology annotation, molecular function: mRNA 5'-diphosphatase activity. The transcript has 9 exons. Gene Ontology annotation, cellular component: nucleus; cytosol. Bases 191 to 1363 code for a protein of 390 amino acids.
AAAGGAAUAUUUUGUUGUGGGUUAGGAUGAAUGUUGUUUGGCUGUGAAGGAAUGUUUUCUGGUCGAGGCUGAGACGAGGCUUGCGUGUGUGGGGUCGGCAAACCUCCCUAAUCAACCAUUUUCUUUAUUUAUCACUAAGAGUUUUCGCCCGAUUCGGUUUCGCAAGUCAUGACUGAGAAUAGCUUCGAAUAUGAGUAGCACUUUUGAGAUACAGCCUAUUGGCCGCUUUGUGGGCCAAAGUGCUGCCAUUAAGAGACCCAAGGAGAUAGCUUGCUUUUCAUACGAUGACCAGCAUCAAUUCCGUCUCGAUGAUUCCUCCAUUAAGUGGUACUAUCCACCAACUCUGGGAGCAGAUCUGUCCAGAGGCUUUGAUACUUUUCAGAAAAUGGACGAUACUGCCGAUGAUCACCUUGAUAGCUUGCUCAAGACGAUCAUUAAUUAUGAGCAAAAGGAAGGCAAGCGUGUCGAGACAGACUUCAUCACAUGGAGAGGGAUGAUGACCAAGAUUAUGGGAGCAAUCUUCAGUGAUAGAGAUGGCUUUGAAAUGAACGCUACGCUUUUCCAAGAUACAAUCUUCAUCGAAGAACACCAUGCAUACAAACUUCAAUCACAUGCACGGCAAUCGGCGCAAGCAUCACAACCUGGCAGACCAUCUCAAGAUAUGAUGAGUUUCUGGGGAUACAAAUUCGAGACGUUAUGCUUGUUGCCAAAGACUUGGGCCGAAACCCCAAGAGACUACAUCGAGAACCGGGAGAACGAGGUCGUCAGCAAUCACGCACAAUACUGCUCGAUUGUUAGGACAAGCAUUGGCAACUCAGUCUUGAUACUUGGUGGCGAAGUAGAUGCCAUCUGGGAUUCAAAACCAACAGAUGGUAGCCCAAUCCAUUGGGUUGAACUGAAGACAACCGCCGAUAUUCGAAACGACCGAGACAUGGUCAAUCUGGAAAGAAAACUGAUGAAGUUCUGGAUUCAGUCUUUCCUUCUGGGGGUGCCGAAGAUCAUCGUUGGCUUUAGGACACCUGAUGGAUUCUUGAAAAGAGUUGAGGAAAUGAAUACUGCUUCGAUACCCGGUACGGUCAAAAGGAGUGGCAAAGCAACUUGGGACGGGAACAUGUGUAUUAAUUUUGCAGCGGCGUUACUUGAUUUCAUCAAGGCUACUGUUACCGGAGAUGGCGUUUGGAGGAUCAGAAGGAAGGAACGGUCACCAACUAUCGAGAUAUUCAAGUCUGAAGAGACUGGUCAUGGCGACAUUCUCUCUGAUGAAUUCAUCAAUUGGCGAAUCAAACUUGCGUUGAACAGCAAGCAGACUGAGAGUCUCAAUGCCGGGGCUUCGUCAACUGCGAUGGAUGUUGAUAGAGCAUGACUUCGGUUCUACAUGUAACUACUUACUAGCGUACUCAGAGGACGGUUGCCUUGAGACCUCUUGUACGAAUAUCAAUAUGUACAUGCUAGG